Cooperia oncophora is the source of this 168-nucleotide messenger RNA. Lineage: Eukaryota; Metazoa; Nematoda; Chromadorea; Rhabditida; Trichostrongylidae. The record is from the annotation of a GenBank genome assembly.
AUGCAUUAUGGGAAGCGGGCCUUCGCGAGGCCAAACAAAAUCAGCAUGCGGACCAGAGAUCCGGAAUACCAGGACGUGAUCGGUAAUCAAGAUGACGCCUCGCCUUACGACUAUCUUAAGAUCUGCGAGAUCUACGAUUGCAAGAAAUGUAUGGGCAUCUCACGAUGA